UCUCCUUAUUCUCACUUUCUCUUCCCUGUUUUCAACUAAUCAUAUUUUGCCAUAAAAUUUUCCCAGAAAAAAUAUAAAACCCAAACUUUUUCAUUUCUUCUUCUUUGGGUAUUUGUUUAUUUGUUUAUUUAUUUAUAUAUAUAAUACCAUACCCUUUUCUUCUUACCUACUUAACAAAGUUUCUUUGUUUUGAUUUUCCAAUUCCACGGCCAUGGAACCUCACUCACCCAAAAAGUUCCUAACUCGACUCAACUCAGCCGUGGCCAACGGUCGAAUCGGGAAGCGUUUCAAACUCACUGAACGGAACUCCACUUUCACAACCGAGUUACGUGCCGGCACAGCGACGUUUCUCACCAUGGCUUACAUCUUAGCCGUCAAUGCUUCCAUCCUCGCCGACUCAGGCGGUCCUUGCAGCGUCUCAGAUUGCGUUCCUUUGUGCUCUGACCCUUCUGUUCCAUUGUCCAACUGUACCGGGUCAACCCAAAGAGUCAUCCAGCCCGAUGUCUCAUGCAAAUUCGACCCGGUUAACCCGGGAUACGCUUCAUGUUUGGAGAAAGUACGUAAAGAUCUCAUAGUAGCCACUGUCGCUUCGUCUCUUAUUGGCUGCGUAAUCAUGGGUGCUUUCGCGAAUUUGCCCCUAGCUUUGGCUCCCGGUAUGGGUACAAAUGCUUAUUUUGCCUAUACCGUUGUCGGGUUUCACGGGUCGGGUAGUAUCUCUUAUAAGAAUGCUUUAGCCGCCGUCUUCAUUGAAGGGUUAAUCUUUUUGUUCAUUUCAGCUAUUGGAUUCCGGGCCAAGUUAGCUAAGUUGGUUCCCAAACCCGUCCGGAUCAGCUCGUCAGCCGGCAUCGGGCUUUUUCUCGCGUUUAUUGGGUUACAAAAUAACCAAGGAAUCGGAUUAAUCGGGUAUAAUCCAUCAACCCUUGUGACCCUCGCCGGGUGCCCGAGUUCGUCCCGGAUUUCAGUUGCCCCGGUUUUAGAAUUGGCUAACUCAAGCGUCAGUCUAAUGCCUGGAGGUACUGUUUCCGGCGACAUAUUUUGCCUACGUAACAGAAUGGAGAGUCCCACACUAUGGCUUGGAAUCGUCGGCUUUGUCAUUAUAGCUUAUUGCUUGGUGAAAAAUAUUAAGGGUGCUAUGAUUUACGGUAUAGUAUUUGUAACGGCGGUUUCAUGGUUCCGUGGCACUAAAGUGACGGCUUUUCCGAACACCGACGCCGGUAAUUCCGCCCAUGAGUAUUUCAAGAAAGUUGUUGAUAUCCAUUUAAUUCAAAGUACAGCUGGGGCGUUGAGUUUUGAUACUAUUGGUAAAGGCUACUUUUGGGAGGCUUUGAUCACGUUCUUAUAUGUUGACAUAUUGGAUACAACUGGUACGUUAUAUUCCAUGGCCAGAUUUGCCGGUUUCACCGACGAAAACGGGGAUUUCGAGGGUCAAUAUUUCGCUUUCAUGUCCGACGCCAUGUCAAUCGUCGUGGGAUCGUUGCUCGGGACAUCACCGGUAACAGCUUUCAUCGAAUCAUCAACAGGGAUACGAGAAGGUGGACGAACAGGACUCACAGCUUUAACAGUGGCGGGAUAUUUUCUGCUAGCUUUCUUCUUCACACCGCUUUUGGCGUCGAUACCAGCAUGGGCGGUGGGGCCGCCGCUAAUACUGGUGGGAGUGUUGAUGAUGAGAGCAGUGGUGGAAAUUGAGUGGGAUGAUAUGAGGCAGGCAAUCCCUGCUUUUGUGACAUUGAUAUUGAUGCCUUUAAGCUAUUCGAUAGCAUAUGGGCUAAUUGGUGGGAUUGGGACUUACAUUGUCUUACACAUUGGGGACUGGGCGAGGGAUGUGCUGGUAAAGUAUGGCGUCGUAAAAAGAAGAGAGAUUGCGGCCAAUGGGGCACAUAUUCAGCAACAUGCAUGUGUAAAAGCAGUUGAAGUUGAUCCUGUUUAGGUCUUAGCACCCUUCUCGUAUCUUUACUUUUGUUUUUACACCUUUUGGACUAAUAUCUUUCUAGUCCUUGUACAAAUACAUAUGUAUUUAUUUAGGAUAACAAAUCCUUUCACAUACACAUGUUAGAUACUACUAGUCAAUCUAUUUUGUAUGAAUUUUGAUUGUA
Molecule: messenger RNA, 2093 nt
Organism: Gossypium raimondii (Peruvian cotton)
Lineage: Eukaryota; Viridiplantae; Streptophyta; Magnoliopsida; Malvales; Malvaceae
Product: adenine/guanine permease AZG1
Exons: 1
Coding region: 212-1927 (571 amino acids)
Biological process (GO): transmembrane transport
Cellular component (GO): plasma membrane
Molecular function (GO): purine nucleobase transmembrane transporter activity
Source: RefSeq, a predicted model, not a curated record